This is a messenger RNA of Brassica rapa (field mustard), 2084 nucleotides long. RefSeq names its product septum-promoting GTP-binding protein 1. The record is from RefSeq and is a predicted model, not a curated record. Gene Ontology annotation, molecular function: GTPase activity; GTP binding. Lineage: Eukaryota; Viridiplantae; Streptophyta; Magnoliopsida; Brassicales; Brassicaceae.
AAUAUGCUUAGGAAUAAUGUUAUUUUUUUGGACAAAAGGAAUAAUGUUAAUAGAGUUAUAAUUGAUUAGGUGAAUACCGUCUUUGAUUAUUAUCUCCUUCCUCAGUGAGCUUAAUAGCUAUUGCAUAAUGGUGAUGCUACUACUACAUAUAAAUACUUAGGCUUAAUUAAAUAGGAAGAAAAACACGGUAGAAAAAUAUUUAAAGUAAAAAUUAGAUGAAUAAUAUUCAAUUAAAAACAAACGGUGGGAGAAUACUAUCAAUAAAAAGGUAAAUUUAGAUGAAUAAUCAAAUGUUGACAAAAGAAAAAGAAAAAGAAGAUGAAUAAUCAAAUGAUAACUAGUGAGUGGUGACGCCGUACACUUGGGGUUUACUCCAUGGUUCAAUACUAAGCUCUUCAAUUUACUAUAUGAUCCUUCCAUUGCAACAUGCCAAGAACUAAGAGCCAAUACAAUAACACACCAACUAGGGGUACCCUCGGUAUUGCAAAGCAUGGACGGGUCAACAACCAACUCAUAUAAACCGGUAACUUCCAGUUACACCGUAACACCAAACGAAGAGACAUUUUAGAAAAAGGGAAUAAAAAGAAGAUGUGAGCUUGUGAACGUCAAAAGCACGUCAACUCUCUCUUUAAAUGGCCGACAAAAUCCAUGAGAUCGCCGGGAAGAUGACACCUUUGUGUCAGAAAAUCGUUCACGUGAACGUAAAAUGGAGAAUCAUGGAGAAAGUAUCUAUAUUUGGAGACUUUUUUAGGUUUGUAUGGAGGAAAAUAUUAUCUUGUUCAAGUAUCAUCGAGAAACCUAUUAUUUACCGGCGAGUCGUUCACCGGACUCCUUCCACCAUCGGAGAGAUCUUCGACAGCGAUGAUGAUACAACUGUUUCCGGUAGAGGGAUAAGUUCAAGUUCGGAUGCAGAUUUGGUUAGCCUCAAGAUCAGCUUAUUAGGCGAUUGUCAAACAGGGAAGACUACUUUUGUAAUAAAAUAUGUUGGAGACGAGAAUCAAGGGUUCCUGGAGAUGGCUGGAUUAAAUUUGAUGGACAAAACGUUUUAUGUUCAAGGAGUAACAAUUUCUUUUAGCAUUUGGGAUGUAGGAGGUGAUGAAAAGAGGUCUAAAGAUCAUAUACCUAUUGCUUGUAAAGAUUCAGUAGCAAUCUUGUUCAUGUUUGAUCUAACCAGUCGAUCUACUCUUAACAGUGUCUUUGGGUGGUAUAGCCAGGCAAGAAAAUGGAAUACGGAACAAAAUUCGAUGAUUUCGUUCGGCUCCCACCCAAUCUACAAUGGACCAUUGUCACUCAGGCGAGAGCGUACGCGAAGGUGAUGAAGGCGUCAUUGUUCUUUUCAAGUGCGACACACAACAUAAAUGUGAACAAGAUCUUCAAAUUCAUUUUGGCUAAACUUUUUAAUUUGCCUUGGAAGAUCGACAGAAAUUUAACCUUAGGUGAACCCAUUAUCGACUAUGAUUCCUAAUAUAGUGUUUUUCAUUUCUCACGUUUGUACAUAAAUUUCUUAAAAGAGUUGAUAAUCGUCCAUUAAGAGAAAUAGUUGAAAGAAAAUACCAUUAGUUUUUUGUUUUUUAGAUAUUAUUGUUUUUCUUUUUUGCAUAAUGAAACUGAGUUUGUAAAAGAAAAUGCUUUUUUUUUUCUCAAACUGAGUUUCUAUUAAAAAAAAGAAAAAAAAUGCUUUUAAGAAACCUGAUCAAAUUACAUUACAAAUACACCAAAUUAAUACUUGUAUAUCAUAAGGCACACUGAUGAGCUACGACUGAAGGAAGAUAAAAAAGUCAAAACUGAUUUUUGUAACAUAAAUCUGAAGUGUGCUCACAAGUAUACAAACUUUCAUUCAUGGAUACAAGAUAUGGACCGUUGCGUUAUAAAGUGUGCAUAGAGAAUAUAUGCAAGACACACGAAAUAAGCCAAACGAUUCUAAGCUAAGCAAAUACAAGAAUGAUUUUGUAACUUCUAACACUAAUUAAAUACAAGAUGAAAACAAAAACAAACAUGUAAAGAAAGAGAACUAAAGAGUACUAAUGUUAAACUAAAGAUGUACAAGAUUCAACCAAAGAAGAAAACGGUUAUCACGAACGCAA